Corythoichthys intestinalis (scribbled pipefish) is the source of this 6910-nucleotide messenger RNA. RefSeq names its product probable G-protein coupled receptor 153. The coding region runs from base 824 to 2755 and encodes 643 amino acids. The record is from RefSeq and is a predicted model, not a curated record. NCBI's taxonomy places the organism in Eukaryota, Metazoa, Chordata, Actinopteri, Syngnathiformes, Syngnathidae. Gene Ontology annotation, biological process: G protein-coupled receptor signaling pathway. Gene Ontology annotation, molecular function: G protein-coupled receptor activity. The transcript is spliced from 6 exons. Gene Ontology annotation, cellular component: membrane.
GAGAGAAUGAUAUGAAUGGGAAAGGCACCUCUGUAGGGCUGCCUUGUGUACCUCCUUUCCCCCUAUAAUUGAUCUCGCCAAAAUCCCAUUUUGUGGUAGGCCGGAGCACUCCCAUUCCCAUUCAUCAUUGCCACCGCCACAGAGUCUUGGCUCGUGCACGCGCCUGGGUAGGGUGCGGGAACGCGCAACCAAAGCGCCUCCGAAUGACAGAGUGAGGUGAGGGGCGACCAAACAAGCGAGGACGAUGCAUCUUUUACUUGCCAUUUGCGCCACUUGGCCAACCUCGUUGCGUCGCGAUCGGCAUUGCUGGGAAAACGACACGAGUCCCUCGAUCGAUACUCGUCGAUAAUCGUAGACUACACGGCCCUCUGUGCUUUAGAAGACAAAGAAGCGUCCAACAGAGGUGAUGAGUCUAGUCUCCAGGGCUCCUUAAUCAUUUUUACAGCUGCCGACCCAUUUCGCUUACUUUGGACGGUUGGACAGAUGCGGGAAAGCCACUUUCUUGGGAGAGUAUGACCAACUCGUGUGGAGAGCGUGCGGCUGGAACGAAGUGUACUGACCGUGUCGUUGAAGGCAACCAGCCCGGAUCUGCCGCCCUCAACUACUAGCUUACCACUGCCGUGUCCUCGCCCUGGUGUGUCGUUCCUAUGGAGAGUGCACGCCCACCCAUGUAGGAUGCCUGCCUCAUCCGACACCCUGCGCUCCCUUCUGCCCAUCUCCACCUCCUCCUUUUCCACGCGUGCGCCCGCUCUUGCCAACCAUUCGUUGCGGCCCCCAAGGUCGUGCCUCGCCUCUCUGCAACGUGGCGGAUGAGGCGACCACCAUGAAGGAUGACGUCAUCAAUGCCAACACGUUGGCUUGGCUGGUCUGCUCGGGCGUGUCCAUCUUGGCCAACACAUGGAGCAUCCUCAGCGUCAGCGCCAAGCAGAAGAAGUGGAAGCCGUUGGAGUUCCUUAUCUGCACACUGGCAGGAACACACAUCCUCAAUAUGGCCAUCCCCAUCACAAUGUACUGCGUCAUUACGCUGCGCCGUCAACACUCCAACUACGAGUGGAAUGAAGGCUUGUGCAAAGUUUUUGUAUCAACUUUCUACACUCUCACAUUGGUCACCUGCUUUUCUGUUACAUCACUCUCUUACCACCGCAUGUGGAUGGUACGCUGGCCUGUCAACUACAGGCUGAGCAACACCAAGAAGCAGGCGGUGCACACAGUGAUGGGGAUCUGGAUGGUCUCUUUCAUCCUGUCCACGCUUCCAGCGGUGGGCUGGCACGACACCAUUGACCGCUUCUACACCUCCGACUGCCGAUUCAUUGUGACAGAGAUCGGCCUGGGGUUUGGGGUUUGCUUCCUGCUCUUGAUUGGCGGUAGCGUGACUAUGGGUGUGAUCUGCAUCGGCAUUGCUCUCUUCCAGACCUUCUCCAUUCAGGCAGGCCAUAAAGCAGACAAGAACAAAUUCAAUGUUCCCACCAUUGUAGUAGAGGAUGCCCAGGGUAAGCGUAGAUCCUCCAUCGAUGGGUCAGAACCUCUCAAGACUUCGCUGCAGAUCACGUAUCUGAUCAGCGGAAUUGUCUUCAUCUAUGACUUCCUCACAGGCUUCCCCAUACUGGUAGUGAGUUUUGCCAGCCUGAAGUUUGAGCGGUCUUACAACUGGAUGGUUCUGUGUGUGCUCUGGUGCUCCAUUGUGCAGUCCAUCUUGCUGCCCAUGUUCCUGUGGGCCUGUGAUCGCUAUCGGGCCGACAUCCGCAUGGUGUGGGACAAGUGCGUGGCCAUCAUGUCCAACGAUGAGGUGGACGAGGAAAACAGCCAAGAUGGAGGAAAUCAUGUCGACUUAAUAUAUGACAGACCAUAUGACUAUAGCUCUGCGCCUGAAAUCGUGACCGUAGACCGUAAUGCCAAGUAUGAGUUCUCAACCUUAGAAAGGGGGGUCCCGCAAGGGUAUCCAGUGAGGGAACAGCAGGAAGAUAAAAUGCAGUAUUUGCAGGUGCCCCCUACAAGAAGAUACUCCCACGACGAAACCGACAUGUGGACCAGCGACCGGAUCCCCCCCUCCUACCUCCAGCGGUGGGGCUCCAGCGAGGACAUGAUAGUGAGUGGCCACUACAGCUCCACCUUACCGCGCCGCGAGAGGCGCAGGAACAGUCUGGUCUCCUUCCCCGAGGAGAGCCACCACCAUCACCACCAUCACCAUCAUCACCGGCACCUCCAUCGCAAGCGGCGACGCUCUGAGGACACGCACUCCCUCAAGCACCUGCCGCGUGUGGUAUGCGGCGCCUACGACUAUCACGAUGAUGACCUGCGCUGCUUCAGCCGCGACGAGGUCAUCAACUUUAUUGAUGAGACGCCACUGCCGAGCCCCAGGAAGAGCCCGCGACGAGCGUCCUGCACAGUCGCUCUCAUCCCCAGCGUGUAUGAGCGUCACGCCGUCAUCCUGCCUCACUUUCCGCUCACAGACUUUGAACGUGAACCUCAAGCGCUCCGGCGCCUCUCAGAACACAAAAGCUCUCCCGACGGUAUUGGUGGUCAUAGGAGCUCCCUGAAAGAGGGUCGGCAGGCGGGCUCGCCCGCAGCGGUGACUCAGCGGACUCCACCUGGUUGUAGGUCCAGGAUGGCUGCAGCGGCCGACUGGGCCCAGCACAAGCAGCCAAGCUUGGGGGAGAGUGAUAAGGGAGGCACAAACAGUUUUGUAAGCACACUAUCAGCAUCUUCUUCGGGAUAUAUGUCUGUUCACCCGGAUUCUGUUGGCUCCGCUUCCUAAAAUGACAACAACUAACACAGCAGCACUCCUCCAAAAUUGUGAAACUUGAGAUUUUCAUCAUGUUUGGAAACGAGCCUUUAUCUCUGUUCGGUUGAACCCUCCUGUUAUGCAUGUUUCUUUGUUCAAAUGUAAUUGUGACACACUGCAUGUUUAGAUGCACCCGCCCCCCCAAAAAAGAAAUUAAUUUAUUCAUGCAGAAAUUAAAUCAAUGCAUGGGCCUACAUCAUACACGUUACAAGAAUCCCUGCAAAUUGAUACAGUGUAUCACAAAGGUGCGUACACCCCGUACUCACUUUUGUGAUACACUGUAUUUGUCUUAAUAUUUCAAUGAACUUUUAGAAUACACAGCAGCAAGCACACCACGAAACAAAAAUGUCCUAAAAUACUGACUUCUCUAUAUUUACUCUUAGUGUACUCAAUGUGGCGUAUAUGGGGAAAAUAUUUCCCUCUUGUAUUAUAUAUAUUCCAAGCUUAUAAAAAUACAAAUGCACAUUUUUUUUUUUUUUUUCUUCUUUGAUGUACAGUAUAUACAAGCUCUUUCCCCCGUAAUGCAGUGGUAUCAAAAUGGCUCUUAGGGCACAUUAUUUCCUUUAUGGGGCCAGUUACAUGUAAUUCACAAGGAGGUGGAGCUAAAAAAAAAUGACAUUUCAAUUAUUCUUGGGUUUAAAUUUCCAAUUUGAUUGACUUUUAGUGUGUUUGUAUUGCACUAAUAUUCACAUUCCAGGAAUGAGUUAGUUGCUAAAUGUUCAGCCAAAAUCAUCUCGCUAGCCAAAAAGCCCCUUAGCCACAAGCUGAGCUGCACUGUAUUUGUUUCCCGACAAGUCGUGUGAAUUGUGAGGUGGUUACACUAUUUUCCCAUUACCUCAUUUGGUCGGUGUGUAUUGGAAGCUAAAUGCCCUCCCAAUCAUGUAUUACAGGCUGAUUGGUCAACCAUUUGAUCGUUGCUAUUUUUAUUCAAAACUAGCUUUGAACAGAAGUGGAGGAAGCAGGCACAAAAAAUAUAUGAAGGGCUCACGGCCCUUAAAUUUGAUACAUGCCAUUGUGUGAUCAAAUGAAAAUCAGACAGCAAACCAUGUCAGUGUGUUAAAUUGCAGUGACAAGAGGCAAUGUUUGCCAGCCUUUAUUAAGCCAAUGCACCACAUGCUGCCUAUAUUGAUUGCAUCUCAUGACACACCACUAAACGAAAAAAUUCCCAAAAGAAUCCUGUCUCAAUUUUCUCAUUGUAAAGUAAUACUUAGUUGGAUGCACAGCAUUCUUCUGUUGUAUGAAUGGCUAAAGGUGGAUAUUGCAUAUACAGGAUUAUGCCCAUGAAGAGCAUCUAAUUGUUCUGCCUGUCAAUAGCACGGUGACAUAAGCUCGACAAAGAUUUGUAUGAGAUAAAUAAUAAUUAUGUUUCAAACAAACGGAUAGAAAUUGGAUAAUUCCCUACGAUUAUGCCAUGACACCUUAUUUGGGAAUCACCGGUUGCUUUGAAUGCCAAAUACAAACUGUCUGCAUAGGUUUUAUCCUGUUUUUCUGUUAUUGCUGCAGUUUUUUACGGUUAUUUUUUAUAUGUAUUGAAUGAAUUGUCCAGUUUAAUCUUUGAAACAACAUAACAGGAGGGUAUUGUGGUUGACAUUUUGAAAUGGUCUUUCUUCACCUUUCACAUUCCCAAAUACUCACUGAAAAAAAAAAUUUGUUCCAGCACUAAAGACAAAUCUUAUUUAAGCUCUUUGAUGUUGUUAACUGUAAAAUGCGGAUUAUAUACUUUAUUAUUGAGGGGUUGGACAAUAUGGAUAUUUUUUCCCUCUUGUACAGCAGCUUUUGUUUCCUGAUGAGUUCAUUUUUUUGCUGUUCAUAAGCGUGGACCAAUGCAUUCACCAUACAUAUUUUUUCCUAAAUGAUGUAUGUCGUGGUUCCCCAGCUGUAUAAUUUUAAAGUUAAGAUUAGUUGUCCCAAACUCUGCCUUGGAUGCCCGAAUUGAAGAUGAAGUCAAGUUUGGAAGACACUUCCAUUCAAAGCGGGAAAUUAUAUUUAAAAUGUGUUGCUAUUGACCACUAAUAAAUCAUUUCUAUGUAAAAAAAAAAAAAAAAAAAAAAAAAAAAAAGAGAGAAAAUGAUUAAAAAGAGUAAAGUCAAGAGAUCAAAAGAUGACUAAAUGUAGCAUCACUUUAAGAGUAAGAUUAUACUUACAUUGCAACGGGUGAAAAAAAAUGGAAACAAUACUUGUAUGUUUUUUCAAGUGAAUAUUUAAAAAUAAUUGUUAGGCUAACUUAUCAAAAAUGAGUGCUGGCUUAGAAGUUAGAUAACAUUUAUGCAAACCUUAAAUGAAAAUUUAAUGAGUACAUAAAAAUACUAUCCAAUAUUUGCACAUUUGUUCAUCUGCUUCAAUCAUGAGUUGUCUUAUUCAAUGCUUUCUUAAUUCUUACAUAUUAGUGCAUGUGUGCCAUUGCAUUAUCAUCAAAUCACAUUCCCCUUUCAUUGAUCUUUGACUUUCUACUGUAUUUACAAUUUGCAUAUAUAAUUUUGUAACAUAUUAAACGAUGAGUCAAAGAAUGAUGUUUAAUUGUUGACGGCUUUGUUUAAAAAAAGGAUGUGACUGAUUAAAUUUUACAACAUUAUUUAAGUGUGGUUGCAUCCUUUCCCUAUUACAUAGCCUACCCCAUUAAAUUGGGGUUUGAAGACAAAUUCUUGCAGCCAGUUUCUUGUUUAAGGGCCAUGUUUCAGAGCCAUAGAGGAGAAAAGAAAGUACGGUGGUGUUGUAAAUACGGAGCUUCGUCUUCCGUGAGAUGGCUUGGUGCCGCCAGAGUGUGGUGUCCAGAGAGACUGCAGGGCAGAGGCUGCAAGGGCUCUCCAGCGGAGAACCUCUGAUUUAAGAUUCCCAUUAUCGGUCACCGUGGACCCCAGAUAAACAAAGCUCUUCACAGGCUCUACGGUGUCAUCACCAGGCAGAAUGGGGGGUGGAUCAGGUCCCUCAUCGAAAUGCAUAAAUUUGGUCUUGGUCCAGCUCACGUGUAGACCAAGCUUUUCUGCCUCUCCACUGUAUAUACUCAGACCAACUCUCAGCUGGUUGUAGGAGCAAGAUGGUGACGUCGGCUUUGACAGCAGGGCUCUAAGGACCAUCGAGAACAUCAGGUGGCCCCAGCAAAUCUCCAACGAAACCCUGCGAGCCCGGACUAAUCAGCUCAGAGCCUCCCACCUGGCCACACAGCGCCGCAUCCGCUGGCUUGGCCAUGUUCUCAGUCUUCUUCCUGACCACCCGACAAGAGCCAUCCUGGAGUUUGACCCAAAGGUUGCAGGCUGGAGACGACCACGAGGAAAGCCCCACACUCGAUGGCUUAACACCAUCGCGGACGACCUCCAACAACAUGGAGUUAUCUUGAAGGAUGCAAAUGUGCUGGCUCAAGACCGCCAGUACUGGAGGGGCCUAGCUCACCUGGUCAGCUCUAUGCAAUGGGAUGAGAAACCAGCCCCAACGCAAGAACCAUGAUGAUGAUGAUGAUUGAAGACAAAAUGAUUUCAAAUUAGGCCAUAUUCUCAUGUUGAAACAUCAUCAUCUUUCAUCUAUUGAAUAACUUUUCGCGGAGGUAAAUUCAGGAAGUCGGGUUUUCUUUGUGAGGAUUAGGGCUGAGAGGACUCAGCUCACCGAGCAAACAAAAACAUCCCACGUCCAAGUGGGCCACAAAGGGCGUGUGAGUGAAGGAUUUUCCUCACAGCAAGGUGCCAUCAUGCAGUGCAGCAGAGCUCCUCUACAAAGGCACACAUGCACAUUUUAGACACCUGUACUGACAAAAUAAUGACAGAAAUCUCCAAACAUAUGCAGGAAGCAUGUGGAAGAAAUUCAAUGGGACUAUUUUUUAAAAAAAUUUUGAAUAUCACAAAAACAUGCGUGGUAGGAUGAUUGAACACUCUAAAUUGUCCGUAGGUAUGAGUGUGUGCGUGAAUGGUUUAAUGUCUUAUUGUGCCCUGUGAUUGGCUGGCAACCAGUUCAGCGUGUAUCCCGCCGACUGCCCGUAGUUAGCUGGGAUAGGCCCCAGCACUUCCACGACCCUCGUGAGGAAAAGCGGCAUGGAAAAUGAAUGAAUAUAUAGUAUUAUUUGAGCCAUACGCAUAGAUUAAGGCAGGGCUGGGGGCAUAGCCCCCCCCCGUGGCAUAAAAUGUCAUUCCAUAUAAUUGA